AUGAUUACUGGAGGAGAUGAUAUUACUUUACAAUUGUUCAAGAAGCAGAUGCAAAUUACACCAUUAGCAGUAAAUGAGAGGCUUUCAUUGAAUAGCGGAAGCAAGCUAAAGGAUCUUUCUCAGUUCAGAAGCUUGAUUGGAAGCCUUCUUUACAUAUGCUCAUCAAAACCAGAUACCAUGUAUCCUGUGAGCUUGCUGUCCAGAUUCAUGAAAGAACCUACUCAUCUUCAUUUUGCAGCUGGGAAACGUGUGCUUAAGUAUUUGAAGGGCACUCUAAACUUUGGAAUCUGUUAUACCAGAAAUCCAAAUUUUUUUCUCACUGCCUACUCUGACAGUGAUUGGACAGAAAAUGUAGAUGAUUCCAAGAGUAUUUCAAGCUAUAUCUGUACUCUUGGUAAUGAAGUUUACUCUCACAAACAAUCCAUUGUUGCUCAAUUCACUGCUGAGUCAAAGUAA
Messenger RNA from Theobroma umbraticum, 456 nucleotides. The record is from RefSeq and is a predicted model, not a curated record. Lineage: Eukaryota; Viridiplantae; Streptophyta; Magnoliopsida; Malvales; Malvaceae.